Messenger RNA from Drosophila eugracilis, 2359 nucleotides. RefSeq lists its product as uncharacterized. The transcript has a single exon. The record is from RefSeq and is a predicted model, not a curated record. Bases 379 to 2112 code for a protein of 577 amino acids. NCBI's taxonomy places the organism in Eukaryota, Metazoa, Arthropoda, Insecta, Diptera, Drosophilidae.
GGGUAUUUUAAGUUUUAAUGAAUCUGAAUUAAUUAUCCUUUUUCCAAAACAAAUAUAUUGAUCAUGCAGCUCAUAAAUAUGUUUAGAAAAGCAACAGCAGGCGUUGCCUUGGCCUUCAACGGUUUUCAUCAGUCGCCCAGUUACUUAGUUUCAUUUCGUUGCCAGUCCUGACCAGUUUUAUUUUGUUUUGUAGGAGUACAGAGCUCCCCAAAAGUAAAAAUUAUCUACCCCAAGCGAAUUUUAUACCGCGUCUCGACGUUCGCUUCCUUUCGCUGGUCAGUAAUCCGCAUCCGUGGAAGUAAAUUCAGUAGUCCGCGAAUACGAGUGCUUGCUUUUUGGAGGUUUUUGCUAAAUUUUGUGCGUAGAUCGGUUUCCAGAAUGAGUAGCCACCAGCGCAGUCUGGGAAAGCUGGCCCAGCGGGGCGUCAGCCUGCAGAUCUCCCCGUUAGCCACCUCGAUGAGAACUUUCUAUCACACCGGGAGAAGGCCAUACACAGCCCAGAGUCUGGGCCAGCUGAACCAGUGGUCGAGGCAAAGACAGCCUGACAGUUUUGAGCGAAGCCAGAUGCGCAACAUCGCCGGAGUGAAGAAGCCACUGGUCAACCAAAUGAAGGGAAUGUCCACUAGUAUUGCGUCCUCGAAGGUAGACCCCUACAAGAUUUACGACAAGACGCGUCUGUUUUCCUUCUCGAGCAGCCUGAACAGUCGGGCGCAACACCAGGAGCAGGAGGAGGACGAGGGGGAGUACUCGGACCAAGAGUCCAUGCCACCCAACUCUACUGCCUCCUUGUCAGCCACCCAGAGGCGGUACAACCAGGCGGCUGGAAUUGGCAAAGGCAUGGCCCAGCAGGCGGCUAGGGACAUCAGCCAGUCUAUUCAAGAGGAGCUCAUGGUGGUCGAUUGUGAGACGCGCGACAUGCUUAACUGCGAUCCUGGUCGCAAAAGGGUACGCAACUACCACGACCAGAUGACCAACAGGCAGCAGAACGGCCCAUCAGAUCCCAUGCAGGGCUGGAAGCAUCCAAGGUCUCUCAAGUAUCUCUCUAAUAUUUCGGCUAGCGACAAAGAAAUUAGCAGCAGCAGCAACAGCAGCAGUGGGUCAUCGCCCGAGGAACAGAUAGAUCGCCAGGUGAGGCCACGCCGCCGCCAGAUGGUCAUGGGUCACGUCAGUCGCAACCGUGAUGCCCUGACCAAUGCAGCACUCGCCUCGCCCCAGUUCAGCUCCGAACCUAGUUAUGAGAUGUAUACGUCCACUGCUAAGGAGAAGUUCUCGGAGCAGCGCAGCGAACCGCGCCCGCAGACCGGUUGGCACAGCCCGAAGAGGGCCGUCGAAGAGAACCCCGAGGAUCAGCUAAUGGACGUGUCCUUGGUCCGGGCAGUGCGACCGGAUGUCACCGUAGCCAGAGGCCUCCAGAAGUUUGAGGAGGAACCAGCCGAAUCGAGUUCGUUAUAUGAGCAGCCGAAGUCGGAGCGCGAUUUCCUGAAGAAGGCCAUCCUUGGCGGAAGCAGGGAUCGCCGUAACUCUGGACAAGUCCGUAUGGAUGAGCUUCGCUACGAUUCGGCUGCGAAUGCAGCCCAGAUAAGCGCCUCCCAGCAGGUUAUUAACCAUAAGUACUCCGGAUUCCGCAGUUCGGCACAAGGAAAUCAAAAGCAGAUUGUGGAGUCUGUGAAUCCGACGCCGCAGCUCAAAACUUAUCGGCGGGCCGUGUCGGAGCCCCGGGACAUGCGCAGGAGGCGCGGCUCAGCGAGGCAGUCCGUCGAACGACAGCCUGCGCCCCGAUUUUUCGGUGAGCACCGCCGGCCGGAUGAGGAUGAAGAUGAGGACGAGCCCAGGGACAGGGCGAAUCUUUACAAGUCCAACUGGCCAUCGCCGAAUCACUCACUUCUACAGAUGUCCUCACGGAGCGAUUCUAUCUUGGAAUCGGAGAGCAAAGGGCGCGAACGGAAUGUCAUGGGCGAGAAGCGGGGGCCCAAGAAGGCGACCAGCCCAGAAUACCCCGUGGGGCAAAACAACGACAUCGGGAUGCCAACAGAAUACAGGAAGCAGUCGGCCGUGCAGCGCUUGGGAAAUGCUUCGUCCAAGCACACCAGCCGAGCCUUCAACAGCUACUAGGUCCCAGUCUCAACCGAAAAUGUGCCACGACAAGCCCCCAACGAGUCCAAAGCAAUUCCAAUCCGUGUCCAUACCACUCUCCCAGCCCGUCAAUAGAAUGUCCUAGCCAGCCGGAAGUUCGCGCAUACAGUUGUCAAAAUCCCUUGAAGUCAUCCAAAUUGAGGCCCGAUAAUCUCUUUAGCCAAUGUGUCGUAAUUUCAUCGUAUAACCAUUAGUACCUUAAAUAAAAUUUAUUACAGUUGUCUAA